AUGUCUCCCCUAGUCGAGGAUGUGAAUACGCUGCCUGCGAUGAACAAAGGGUCUCCUAGCUCGGCCUCCUCUGAAGACGAGAAAGUUUCUUUCAAGGAUGAGAAGAGUUUCGAGAAGGGAGCCGAGGGUAAAGUCUCUGUCAAGUUUGCGGAUAUCGGGGGCGUGUUCGAGGAUGGACGUGCGAUUGACAUGGGCGAAGAUGGCAAAGAAAGGCCAAUAGUGUCUGCGGAAGACUGGUCGCUUCGUCUUAUUUCGCUCGACGAUGACACCACUCUUCCCGUAUGGACCUUCCGUCUAUGGUUCUGCUCCAUCGGUUUGUCGUGUUUCGGCGCCGUGUUAAGUCAGAUAUUUUCGUUCCGCCCCCAAACUGUCUACGUCUCCCAACUCUUCCUUCAAACAGCCGCUUUCGGUCUCGGCAAGCUCUUGGAAGAAAUUCUUCCGGGGCCCAAUAAUCGCCUUCCUCUUCUGCGAACCUCGAACAGCGCCUUUUGGCGCUUUAUCAAUCCCGGCCCGUUCAAUAUAAAGGAGCAUGUGGGUAUCCUCAUCAUGUCGGCGGCCGCCACGCACGGUGCUCUGGCUAUCAGCAUUUUCUCCGCUGAUGAUCUUUUUUAUGGAUUCCAACCAAAUCCAGCCAUUGCUAUUUUUACGCUGCUUGGAAGCCAGUUAUUGGGUUAUGGAUUAGCUGGGAUGAUGCGCUCGUUCCUGGUAUACCCUACGUUUAUCGUUUUCCCGAACUUGAUCCCUACAAUCCAAAUGUUCGAAGUCCUUCAUAGUAACACCAACAACUUCCUGCAGAAAAAAAGGAUUAAAUUUUUCUGGAUAUUGUUCGGCGGCGCAUUCGUCUGGGAAUGGUUCCCAGAAUAUAUCGCUCCUCUGCUUACGGGUGUCUCUAUCAUGUGUCUUGCUCGCCGGGAUAGCGCCUGGGUAACUCGCAUCUUUGGUGGCGCCGCUGGCAAUGAAGGUCUUGGUCUUUUCUCACUUUGCUUCGACUGGAACUAUGUAGGGUCUGGCGGAUCGGCCUACGGUGCUCUGUUUCAACCCUUGGCAACCCAGCUCUCUUUGUUCGGUGGUGUACUCAUUUGCAUAUUGAGCUUCGUUGGCGUAUACGCAAACAAUGUGUGGAACUCCCAGAAUUUUCCCUUCCUCACCCAGCUGCUCUAUCUUGAAAAUGGCACGGAGUAUGACCAAACUCUUAUCCUGGACGCAGACUACUCGAUCAACGCUACCAAGCUUGAAGCCGUUGGCCUUCCUUUCAUGGCUGGUACCCAAGUCAUAUCUAAGAUUGGCGCGAGCUUAUCGUUUGGAGCCACUGUCACACAUAUGAUUCUCUGGAAUGGUAAGCAGGUGUGGGAUACUAUCAAAAUAGCUCGAGCCAAUAAAAUCGAUGAUGCCCAUUAUGAGAGAAUGAAAGUGUACGACGAAGUGCCGAUGUGGUGGUACGCUGGAAUGUUUGUAGCAUCUAUAGCCAUGGCACUUGCUACAAAUUACACUGGCGAGGCGCUAUUGCCCUGGUGGGCGUUCUUCAUCGCCGUAGGCUUUGCCACGAUUUUCUUGCCCAUUAUAUCGACGUUAUAUGCUGUUUUAUGUUACGUUCCAGGGACUGAGGACAUUGCUAGAAUGCUCGGUGCAGCAUUAGUGCCCGGAAAGCCUCACGCAAAUAUGUACUUCACGAUGUAUGCCUACAAUUCCACCGAGCAGGGCCGCUCAAUGACACGGGACCUGAAGAUGGGACAAUACACGAAGCUCCCUCCCAGAGUAACGUUUACCAUGCAAUGCGGUGGUGCGGUCAUCGGCGCCAUUCUCAACUAUAUCAUCAUGAAAGUUGUUAUCAAUUCCAACCGUGAAAUCCUCCUCAGUAUACAGGGUACAAAUGUAUGGUCUGGAGCGUCUAUUCAGUCUUUCAACAGUGAUGCAAUUACUUGGGGUGGCCUUGCAAAAUACCUGUACCAACCUUCCGGACGAUAUGGCAUAAUUCCGAUGUCAAUAUUCAUUGGUCUCGUCGUUCCCGUUCCGUUCUGGCUUCUCCAUAGGAAGUAUCCCAAACUUCACUUUGAUGGUGUUAUUACACCGAUGAUCUGCAGUGAAAUCGGAGCUCUUUCGGGAGGCAUCAACUCCGCGGUUUUCAAUACAUUCUUGCUCUGCAUGUUUAGUCAGUUCUACCUGAGAAGGUAUCACCCGAGAUGGUUCAGGAAGUACAACUUCUUGAUGUCGGCUGCUCUUGAUGGUGGAACAGAAGUCAUGGUAUUCGUCUACAGUUUUGCGGUUGGAGGUGCUGGGGGUCGCGUCAUCAACUUCCCUAAUUGGGCGCUGAAUCCUGCCGGAAAUCCCGACUAUUGCAAGAGGCUGACAUAGUCGCUCCUGAAUUAGCUGUUGAUACGAGAUAGUGGAUGAGGGACACGUUGGUGACAUCACUCAAAACUCGUAUUUAAAGCUAAAGUUCUAUAAUUGAUAUCCGCGUCUUCGCCUCUACUAAGUACUCCUAAUAUUUAAAGUGAAGAGUUACGCCCGGAAACUUAGUUCGAGCUCUCGUCAAUCCUUGAUCCUCAAACCUACAA
Messenger RNA from Desarmillaria tabescens, 2555 nucleotides. Its product is annotated as OPT oligopeptide transporter. Gene Ontology annotation, molecular function: oligopeptide transmembrane transporter activity. Bases 1 to 2352 code for a protein of 783 amino acids. Gene Ontology annotation, cellular component: plasma membrane. Lineage: Eukaryota; Fungi; Basidiomycota; Agaricomycetes; Agaricales; Physalacriaceae. The transcript has 17 exons. The record is from RefSeq and is a predicted model, not a curated record. Gene Ontology annotation, biological process: transmembrane transport.